Erythranthe guttata (spotted monkey flower) is the source of this 3734-nucleotide messenger RNA. Lineage: Eukaryota; Viridiplantae; Streptophyta; Magnoliopsida; Lamiales; Phrymaceae. The record is from RefSeq and is a predicted model, not a curated record.
UUUUUUUUCUCUAUCUUUAUAUCUCGUUUCUCAAUAUACGCACACACAGAACACUCUUCUGAAACCCUAGAAUUCAAUUUGCAUCGCUAAAAGGGGAAAAUUUCGAAACUCAUCUUUUGAUUCAGGAUUUUGGGGGAGAAAUGCGGGGGAAGGAUCCGCCGCCGGAUGAGCUGCGGUGCAAGCGCACCGACGGCCGUCAAUGGCGGUGCAAGCGGCAGGCAAUGGAGGGGAAGACGCUCUGCGAUAUUCAUCAUCUACAAGGGAAACACCGUCAGAACAAGACGAAAGUUCCAGACUCCCUGAAGCUCGAGCGGAACGUGACGAAAAAGCGGGGGAACGUCAAUGGGGGGGAGAGUAGCAGCCGUAGGGUUUCCAAAUCGAAGGCGGCGAAAAAGCCGGUGGCGGCGGCGGUGGCGGAGAAGAGGCGGCGGAGGUGUGUUUCCGAGGCGCUGGACGAGGCUUUGAAGAGGAUGAAGUUGAAGAGAGACGACCUGCAUUUGGAUUUGAUCAGGGUUUUCCUGAAGAGGCAGGUGGAGAAGAAGAAGGAGAAAGAGUUGAAGGAAACAACACCAAUUGGCGAUGAAACAAGAGAAUUGCCAUGUGGAAUUAUGGCUAUUUCUCAAGCACAUUCCAGUUUGCAAAAAUUUCCAGAAAACGACGGUUUGAAUGUUAAAGUUGGGGUGGAUUCAUCGAAUGGUUUUCUUCUGCAGAGGCAUUUUCGGUCGAAAAAUAUCGAACCACUCCCAAUUAGUACAAUGCAGGUCGUUCCGUUUGCUGACAAUGUGAAGAAAAAGAUGAUAAAGCGAUGCCACUGGUGUAGGGAUACUAAAUACCGUUGCUUAAUUAAGUGCCUGACUUGCAGGAAGCGCUUCUUUUGUGUGGACUGUAUAAAAGAGAGGUACUUUGAGAAGCAAGAAGUGAAGAGCAAGUGCCCUGCCUGUCGUGGAACUUGUAGCUGUAACCUCUGCAUAAAACAGCAAAUGAGAGCUAACAAUCAUAAGGAAUGUCAUAGAGGUGGAAGGAAACUGGAUAGGAAACAAUUGCUUCACUAUCUAAUCUACAUGCUUCUUCCUGUGUUGAAAAAAGUGAACCGUGAUCAGAACGAUGAGCUUGAAACAGAAUCUAAGGUAACAGGAAAAGAACGAUCUAAAAUCCAGAUUCCACAACCUAAAUUAGGCUUUCAAACAUCGUGGUGCUGCAACAAAUGCAGAAAUUCAAUUGUGGACUACCAUAGGACUUGUACGGAGUGUUCGUAUAAUCUUUGUUUAAGCUGUUGUCGGGAGCUUUCUAGACAUAGCUUGCAUGGAAGUUUUCAGCUCAAAAGUUGCAGGAAAAGGAAAGUAUGUUCAUCUGGUGAUGAGGCACUACAUAAAAAGAAUAUUUUAAGGCAAAAUUCUGGUGGGUUACCGUGCUUGUCCAAUCUCUCCUUGCAAAAGUGGAAGAUUAGUGAAGAUGGCAGUAUUCCUUGCCCACCAACAGAUAUCGGAGGUUGUGGUGAUAGCUUUCUUGAUUUAAGAUGUAUGUUUCCCUUAAAUUGGACCCGAGAUCUGGAAGUUAAAGCUGAAGAAAUAUUAUGCAGCUAUCACUUGCCCGAAACUGCAGAUGUUUCUCCGUGCUGCUCAUUGUGCAACACUAUUGGUGCUAACAAAAGUAAUGAAUUUAAGCCACAGACAGAACUGUCUAGGAGAAUAGGUUUUAAUGACAACUAUCUGUAUUGUCCUACUCUAAAGGAUCUUCAUCAAGAAACCCUUGAGCAUUUCCAGAGGCAUUGGGGUAGGGGUCAGCCUGUUAUAGUUCGAAAUGUGCUUCGGAGUACCCCAGCGUUGUGUUGGGAUCCUGUUGUUAUGUUUUGUUCGUAUUUGGAGAAUAAGAACUCUGGAUCUUGUAAUGAAGAUGGCAGCAAAGUAACAAACUGCUUGGAUUGGUGUGAGGUGGAAAUUGAUCGGAAGCGGAUAUUUAUGGGGUCAUUGGAAAAGAGAACACAUGCAAGCAUUAAGCGAAAAGUUCUAAAAUUCAAAGCUUGGCUUUCUUCCAAUUUAUUCCAAAAGCAGUUUCCAGUCCACUAUAAUGAGGUCUCAAGUGCUUUACCCCUUCCAGAGUAUGUAAAUCCAGUAUCAGGCCUUCUGAAUAUUAGAACGAAGUUGCCAAAGGAUUUAUCAAAGCCUGAAAUAGGUCCAUGUAUCUAUUUUUCAUAUGGAGGUCCGGAGGAACUCGUGCAAGCUGAUUAUUUGUCAAAACUUUGUUACGAGUCACAUGAUAAGGUUAAUAUCCUCGCUUAUGCUACAGACACUCCAAUUUCAACAGAAAAUAUUAAUAAAGUCGAAAAUUUAAUGAAGAAGUACAAGGCUCGAAACAGUGCUCAGAAAGGCAAAACAUCUUUUCACAGUGAAGACACUGGUGAAUCAAGUUUGCAGGAGAUUGAAGAACAGAUGCACCUGCCCGAUGGAAUAGAAAAUGUACCUUUUUACACCAUUGAUCCCCUUAAAGAUCAAAAACUGACUGUUCAAAGUGGAAAUUUGUCUGAUGACAGUGAAUCUGAUGACGAGGCAUCAAUUCUUUGCUGCGGAAGUAUUGAAAACUCUGAAGAGUCCGAUGAGGAUUUUCAAGCGGAAGACAUAGAAAGCUCUUGUUCCAGUGAAGAUAAGCAAGGGACUAAUUCUUGUGGGGCCCAGUGGGACAUUUUCCCUCGAGAAGAUGUACCAAAACUUCUAGAAUACCUCAAGAGACACUCUAGUGAGCUCAGCCCUGCAUGCAGCUACUCGAAAAAUGUUCAUCCCAUUCUUGAUCAAAAUAUUUUCCUUGAUGCUUAUCACAAACUGAGACUUAAGGAGGAAUUUGAUAUUCAGCCAUGGACUUUUGAGCAAUGUACUGGAGAAGCUAUAUUCAUUCCUGCUGGAUGUCCGUAUCAAAUCAGAAAUGUUAAGUCAUGUGUCAAUGUUGUUUUGGACUUCAUUUCACCUGAAAAUGCUACUCAGUGCGUUCAGUUGAACGACGAAAUUCGUCUUCUUCCUACGCGACACAAAGCUAAAGGGAAAGUGAUGGAGGUGGAGAAAAUGGCUCUUCACGGAAUCAGUGCAGCAAUUGAAGAUAUACGCAACCUCAUGCAUGUGGAACAAGGUUGAUAAGGAAGUGAUGAAAGCACUCACUAUUAACAGAAACGAACUGCGCAGAAUCUUGCUCCAGCUAGUUAACAAAUGUACAGAGAACCGUAGUGGCAUUCUUAUUCCCCCGUAAAUAAAUACAUUGCAGCAAGAUAUACAUUCCAUCAAGACAUGACAUCUGCCUUUAAACGAGAUGAAUCUACACCUUCAGUAAAAGGUGAGUAAAACUUGUGCAAUACGAUUACAACUCAGCUUAUGCUAUUUUAGACUCGACUUUGAGACUCGAUCAAGAGCAUAGUGCUUUUUCACACAUUGGACAUGUACAUUGUGGAAUCAUCAAUUACUUUUUCUACACAAAGUUCAUUCAGACUUGUUUUGAAUAUUGUUGUAAACUAGUACACUUUCUUCCUCGUCUGGUACUUCAAUGAAUAGUUAGCGCGCAUUACUACUGCUAAUGAGAUAUAAACACAGAGGCGGAAAAGAUUGGGAUUGAUUUCGAUUAUGUUAUUGUGUAAAUGUGUAAUUUGACUUUAUUCGAUUUUUUCUUGUAAUGAAUGGACUGGUAUAAUGAUUGGCUGUAAUAUUCUUAUUUAUAUAAAUAGCUCAAGGUCAUAUGUGACUGAUUUUUGGAUA